This is a messenger RNA of Silurus meridionalis, 2386 nucleotides long. It is a transcript of the gene borcs6, whose product is annotated as BLOC-1 related complex subunit 6. Bases 94 to 1410 code for a protein of 438 amino acids. Lineage: Eukaryota; Metazoa; Chordata; Actinopteri; Siluriformes; Siluridae. The transcript has 6 exons. The record is from RefSeq and is a predicted model, not a curated record. Gene Ontology annotation, biological process: lysosome localization. Gene Ontology annotation, cellular component: BORC complex.
UUCAUCCCGGUUUUUACACGACGGAUAUUUACAACGGACUUAGUUUCCUGGCAACCUUCAUCCUCGGGAAAGAAGUGAAGAGCAGGUUGAGGGAUGAGCCACUCCUCUGGGACUGGCCCCAAUGUGCUGGAGGAGACAGAUGGGACAGACAGCCCUGACUCUCCAGAGGCUUGCAAUUGGGCAGCCACUAAUGGCUCCUCGACCUCUCGGGUGCAGAAGUGUCGUGAUGGAGUAGCUCGUCUGGAGCCAGACAACCAGGAAGGAACUCCUGAGACUCGCACACACCCGCCUCACAAAAGUAAUCCUGCGUGCAGACAAACACACACAAACUCAGCGUCUCACACCAACACGGAUGGCCUCACACAUACAGACACACACACGUCUCACUCCCAACCAGUAACCAAAGACAGUCUUUACAUGGAAACCUCCAUUUUGCCACACACACAAGCCAGUGAUGGGUGGGAAGGAGUAGAGGAGAAGGAGUUCAGAAAUGGGAAAGAUGGAAGAGAUGGAGAGGAAGUGGAAAACAAUACAGAGAGUUUGCAGACCGCAGACGUAACUGUGCAGCCAGUAAAAGAGGCCACCACUGAAGACUUCACCACAUCACAAACGCCACCUACAGAACCAGUCGACUGUAACUCUCAUGAUGAUUGCCAUUUGUCGGCUUCCACGCCCCCCGACCAGGCCCCGCCUCUGGUCCCGGUUCCUGCACCCAGUUCAGCACGUCCUGCGGUGCUUCCAGCACCUGAUGAUUGGCCACGGCCGGCUCACGUGAUGGCAGAGGUGCGGGUGCGUUCUGCCCCUGGACGGGAGCGGGUGGUGCGGGGAAUGCAGGACAGUAAGAGUCUGGACGGCAUCAGUGAGGCGUGCGGAGGCGGCACACGGGCUGCAGCAGGUGAGGGCCGUAGGGCCACUAUUUCCAGCGCUUUAGAACUGGAGGGCACAGUGAGCCAUGACGGAGAUCUCACUCACUUCAUCACCAAGAACUUGGAGCAGAAAAUCAAAAUGAGUUCCCGCCCUAGCCUUGACACCGACUCAGACUGCUCAGGCCCAGUGGUGCAAGGUCGUGGUUCAUUUCGUCGGCCAGCUGACAUCCCACCCAUAGACCCCAGUGUGCUCCUGGACCUUCAAAAACACACACAGGAGGUUGCACAAAGUGUGGAGAUAAUGCUCCGCAGCCUCAAUGGAACCAUCCAGAAUAUGACAGCAUUGAGUGUUGGUUAUAUCCAGACAUACCGAGACUCUGUGGACAGUUUGGGAGAGUCUGUAGAUAUGAGCAUAAAGGGAAUGUACACACUGAUGGCACGUUGUGAGGAACUGGAUCGCUCCAUGCAGCCCAUUCAGACGCUCGCGGCCCAGAUCAGAGACAUCAAACGCACGCUGGACGCUCUGGAAGCCAUCUGCAAAUAAUAAUGAGCACGACUACGCUCUGUAGCUCCAGGAGAUGCUCUGCGACAGCUCCGCCCUCUGCUAAUUAUCACGCGACCGAAUCACUUUGCUAACUAUCUCGUCUCCUAGAAACGCUCCGUGAGCGCUGCGCUCCGACUCUGCAACACCUCUUAAUGGCAGCGAUCCUCUUGUUGUGGCUCCACCCCUUAGAAUGAUUGGAAAGUGAAAUAGACUCUAGUGUUUAAACUCCGUCCAAUGGAUUGACGUCGCAAUCACGAGAAAGCGCUCUCUCUUUUUCUCUCUAUCUUUUUUCAUCUCUUUGAAUGCACGAUACUGGGAUUAUUUAUAGUGCGUGCGUGCGUGUGUGUGUGUGUUUUAAAAGGCGAGUUGUUGAUGGCAUUAAAGUUCUUUAAUUAGGUCAGAUGUGCCACAUCUGUAUUUGUUGCUAUGGAAACGUUCUCAAAGCCAUUCUCUGUUAGUGUGCUUCUCCCUCUGGGUGUUGGUUAGUCUACAGACUGGAUGCUUUGUGUUCCUCAUUUUCAUUGUGACUACUGAUAAGUUCUAAUUUAGUAAGUUCUACUAACGACCUAGUAAUCAUCCUGAGAGUUUUGGACCUUUUGUUGCCACGGUGACAGUCAUGAGGGACAUUAGCACCGAGGCUAAACUUGCUGCCUUUUUUAAAUGAACCCUCAGACUAAAGGAGGACGUGUGAGUAAAGCAAGAUUUUAAAAAACAGGCCGAGGGAAUGAAAUGGAGUGCUGGAGAGUCCCCAAAUGCCAGCCUUUGUCCGUUUCUUUCCGUGUCUGCUUCCAAUACGGCAAUUUAGUGAACUGUCUGGCAUAUGUGUGUUUCAAAGAAUGCAAUAUAACAAUAAAUUUACUAGAAUUAUCCAGAAUCAUACUUAACUCGAAAUCUUUGGCUUUGUCAAGCAAAUGCUGCAAGUGUUUUGUGAAGCUAAAUAAGUAAAUAAUUCUGAAAAUUAAAUGGGUUUACAGGA